GAUUGGUGGGAGGAACGUCGUUUUGCGGUUUUCUGUUAUGUGCCAAAGCCCGAGCCUCAGUCCGUGGCAGUUCACCCUCCCGGCUGCCCCUCCUUUUAUGGGCCUGUCGCGAGUUCAGAGCGACCCUAAGAACUCUGGGUUCUCGACACAACAGCGGCCACCGUCGCUCCCGAGCCGCUCCUCACUUCGCUCCACCCCUCGCUUCGCCCCGCUCGGAUCGCGGUGAACCGAGCGGAGCCGAGUAGCCGGGCGGAGGGCAGCCGAAAGGUACUGAGUAAGUGGAGUCAAGUUCAGUCAAGCAGAACCCAGCGGGCCGAGCCACACCGGAUAGCACGGAGCAGGGAGCAAGUGGCGGCCGCCACCAUGAAGCGGGACCGGCUCGGCCGCUUCCUGUCGCCUGGCACGGCUCGGCAGCGCGGGAGUUCGGGCGGCAGCUGUGGAAGCGGUCGGAGUCGGGGUCGCCCUUCUCGCACCGGCGGAGCGAGCGCGGACGGGGCGGCGACUUUGGCGGCGGCGCAGCUCAGUUGGGGCUCGACGCGCUCUUGCGGGGACACAGGCGAGGACGGUACAGACGAGGCAGGAGCAGGCCGAACUCUUGCCAUGGGGCACUGUCGCCUCUGCCAUGGGAAGUUUUCCUCACGGAGCCUCCGCAGUAUCUCUGACAGAGUGCCUGGGGAGACCUCAGAGAGACUGUCCCCAGGGGAACGUGUCUUCAUUAGGGACUUCCAGCGUCUGCUGGGCGUUGCUGUGCACCAGGACCCAGCCCUGCCUCAGUUUGUCUGCAAGAACUGCUACACCCAGUUCUAUCAGUGCCACAGCCUGCUCAGGUCCUUCUUACAGAGAGUCAAUGUCUCCCCAGCGGGCCAGCGGAAGCCUUACACAAAGUUUGGUGUUCAGCCUCCCACAGUGGCAGAGGAGGGAGCAUGCAUGGCUGAUCUGAUCACCUCGAGCCCUCGGUGUCUGCACAGCUUGGUGGGCUGGGUACACGAACACGCAGCCAACUGUGUGUCUCUGCCCAGCCUCCAGAGGACACUGUCCUCUGAGUACUGUGGCAUCAUCCAGGCUGUGUGGGGCUGCGACCAGGGCCAUGACUUCACCAUGGACACAGACUCCAGCUGCAGAGCUCUCUUUUUGGACAGUGCAUUAGCAGUGAAGUGGGCUUGGGGCAAGGAGGUAUCACCACGGCUGGCUCAGAACUCAGAGAUAAACCCCACUGGAGUUGCCUCUCAGCUCUGCCGGGCCAGAGAAACCCAAGUUGGAUCUGAGACCAAGACACUGCCCAGUGUGGAUGUGGCCCUGCUGCCCUCACAUGGAGACUCUGUGGGACCUGGGAUAGUCUCCUAUACUCAGCCAAACUUGGUUCCCAGUGAGGCCCCAGGGCAACUGGGUGAGAAGCAGGUUCCAUCUUCAACCUCGGAUGAUCGGGUAAAAGACGAGUUCAGUGACCUUUCUGAGGGAGACUUCCUGAGUGAAGAUGAGAACGACAAGAAGCAAAACCCACAGUCCUCGGACGAGUCCUUUGAGCCCUACCCAGAAAAGAAGGUCUCUGGUAAGAAGAGUGAAAGCAAAGAAGCCAAGAAACCCGAAGAGCCCAAAAUCAGAAAGAAGCCUGGGCCCAAGCCUGGGUGGAAGAAAAAGCUCCGAUGUGAGAGGGAGGAGCUGCCCACCAUCUAUAAGUGUCCUUACCAGGGCUGCACAGCUGUGUACCGUGGGGCUGAUGGCAUGAAGAAGCACAUUAAGGAGCACCAUGAGGAGGUCCGGGAAAGGCCCUGCCCACAUCCUGGCUGCAACAAGGUCUUCAUGAUCGACCGAUACCUGCAGCGACAUGUGAAGCUCAUCCACACAGAAGUACGUAAUUACAUCUGUGAUGAAUGUGGGCAGACCUUCAAGCAGCGGAAGCACCUUCUUGUCCACCAGAUGCGUCACUCAGGAGCCAAGCCACUGCAGUGUGAGGUCUGUGGGUUCCAGUGCAGGCAGCGAGCAUCCCUCAAGUACCACAUGACCAAACAUAAAGCAGAGACUGAGCUGGACUUCGCCUGUGACCAGUGCGGCCGGAGGUUUGAAAAGGCCCACAACCUCAACGUGCAUAUGUCCAUGGUACAUCCUCUGACCCAGACCCAGGACAAAGCCCUGACUUUGGAAGCAGAGCCCCCACCUGGGCCCCUGAGCCUCUCUGGGACUAUGGAGGGUCAAGCUGUGAAGCCUGAGCCUACCUGAGAACUACAGGUGGAAUACUGGACAUGUUGAGCUGCUUGAACUCAGCAGAGCCAGCUUUCCCACACUGUUCAAGGGACACAUGGCUUCUCACCUGUCUCUGUCAACUGGAAGAGCACCAGCCAGGAAACCUUCCUUCUUCCCAAGUACAUGAGGACCUCGGCACAGAUGUCCAUGGCUUUCCGAUACCCAGCAGUGUCCUGUGAGCCACAGAAGAACCCUCAGGAGAGCUGAGUAGAUGGAGAGCUAACUUUAGUGCAGGGUGGGCAAGAGCUGCUGUGUUCAUGCGGAUUUGGGGUUCAAACCUCACCGUGAAUGGGGUGGUUCCAUUUUACCCUCGAAAGUCUAAACCUGGUGACACAACCUAAGCAGAGGCAUGUCUUGGGCUUUCUAGAUGGAGAUGUCAUUGGAGCAAGACAUCAAAAGAUCAAACAAGAGCCUGAAAAGCCCAGAGAUAUGAACUGAAGUCUACGUGGGCCCGGAACUUAUUACCUUGUGCUCCUGCCUAGCCCAGGGUUGAGGGGAAAAUGCGUCCUCAGCUAGUAGGUGUGACUUACCUGUUGGGACAGGUAGGACGAGAGUAGGCUCAUCAAGGAAAAGAAGAGGAGGGAGAUGAGCAGCUAGGAGGGAAAGAGGCACCACAUGAAAGUCACACCCUGACACGCUAGGCUAAGUGAGACCCUGGCUAGAGCUCAAAGCCUGUAAGUGGCUCUCAGGAAGGGGAAAAUUCUAAUUCACUGUUUUCACUAUUUUUGGAGACAGAGUCUCACUGUGAAGUCCAGGCUAGCCUCAAAUUCAUUCCGACAGUCUUCCUGUCUCAGCCUUCCAAGUGGCUGUGAUUGCUAGUAUGAACCUCCAUUCCAGGCUUUCUAUUGUUUAGAAGCUUACAUCAGAAUAAAUUAUGGCUUAUAUGGUCACUUAAAACAA
This is a messenger RNA of Myodes glareolus (Bank vole), 3141 nucleotides long. It is a transcript of the gene Znf276, whose product is annotated as zinc finger protein 276. The record is from RefSeq and is a predicted model, not a curated record. Gene Ontology annotation, molecular function: zinc ion binding. NCBI's taxonomy places the organism in Eukaryota, Metazoa, Chordata, Mammalia, Rodentia, Cricetidae. Gene Ontology annotation, cellular component: nucleus.